Salvia miltiorrhiza (redroot sage) is the source of this 2284-nucleotide messenger RNA. RefSeq names its product protein FRIGIDA. The coding region runs from base 205 to 2097 and encodes 630 amino acids. The record is from RefSeq and is a predicted model, not a curated record. Lineage: Eukaryota; Viridiplantae; Streptophyta; Magnoliopsida; Lamiales; Lamiaceae. The transcript is spliced from 3 exons.
AUUUGGUUUUGCCUAUGCGGCUAUUAGAUAUGGCUCUACGGCUCUACUCAACCAGCCCUAAUUAAUUUGUAAAAAAUAGUACUCCUACUAGUUAAUUACGAAUUACUACAAAAACAACAAAGUAAUUCUCAAAAUGGCAAACGGCAGCCAAAAAUUAAUUUAGGGAUUUGUUAAUUUCGUUCCGGCGACAAGACAACUACCCCCAUGGCCGCCACCGUUACACCGCCUCCCAACAUGACGGAGGCCAACACCUACGCUGUCCCUGCAACACCGCCGGCCAAUCAGCUGUCUGGCUCCCAUCCUCACUCCCCAAAACUCGAAACCCUUUCGCCACGCUCGCCAUCGCCGCCGCUCUUCUUGAAUUCAAUUGCCGAACUCAAAGACUUCUCCUCCGCCAUGUCGGGCUUCCUCCAUUGCUACGACGACCUCCACAACCACCUCGAAUCCAUCAAAGGCGCUAUUUUGGCGAUGCUGCCGCCAGAAAUCCCUCACAUUUCUCAACCAUCCCCGCAGAAACCUGAAGCUUUGGAGGAAACAGCAAUGGAGAAACAACAGGACGAUAAAAGCCCCUCGAAAUCGGAGCUCGAGGGCCUCUGCAAAGCGAUGUGCAGCCGCGGCGUGCGAAAAUAUUUGGCCUCUCAUCUAUCCAGUCUCCCAAUGCUGCAGGAAGAAGUGCCCAAAGCGUUGAGGCAGGCGCCAAACCCUUGGAAGCUGGUUUUAGAAUGUUUGGGUAAAUUCUUUUUGCAGGGGAGUAAGGCCUUCACUAGGAACUCCCCUAUGAUACCUGCUCGUGAGGCAUCGAUUUUGGUGUUGGAAUGCUUCUUAUUGAUGAUGGGAUUGGAAGUUUCCAGUGAAAACGAUAACAGGAUCUCAGACAUUGAGAAGGCGGUGAAGGAGGAGGCAGAUGUUGCAGCCUUGGCGUGGCAGAAGAGGUUGAUGAUUGAAGGAGGUUUAGCCAGGGCUAACCAGGUCGAUGCCCGUGGGCUUUUGCUGUUUGUUGCAUGUUUCGGGGUACCAGCUUCGUUUAAGGCUGAGGAUAUGAGGGAUUUAAUGAUUGCGGGGAAUGCCAAGGAGAUUGCUCGUGUAUUGCAGAAGUCUCGUUUGCUUAUGAAUAAAAUUUCAGAGAUAAUAGAGGAGAUGGUGAAGAAUAAAAUGGAAGUAGAUGCUGUUGAUAUUGUUUAUACCUUCGGCCUUGAAGAGAGGUUUAAUCCACACACAAUUUUAAUUUCAUUUCUACGAGAAUCUAAAGAAACUUGGAAAAAACCAAAAAAGGGAUCACAGGGUUCACCAGCUACACUUAAUGAAGCAAAUAAGAAGCAAUUGGCUACUCUGAAAUCUAUUAGCAGGUGUUUGGAAAGGCACAACAUUGAUCCUGCAAAGCUUCUUCCUGGAUGGCAGAUCAAUGAAAAAAUUGUGACUCUAGAAAAAGACAUCAUUGAUUUUGAUAGGAAAUCAGUAAUAGACAAAGCAUCUCUGAAAAGAAAAUCGAGUGAAACUGAGACGUCAACAAGGCCAAAAGUCCAAGAUGCUAAACGUGUGCGCCAUGUAAACCAUGUUGCACAACAGCAGAAGGCUACUGGUCAUGUCGAUAGCAGGAGGACUAUGUUGGAUAAUGGACAUUCUAACCGUGUCAAUAGUUAUGCUGCUCCAGCUGUAAUGUACGGAGGACCUGGUGCAGGGUUACUACCAGAAAGUAUGAUCACGUCUGGAGUCGGGGCUACGAGCCAUGGUGGCAUGCUUCCGACAUAUGCUGUCCACGAGCCAGUUUUGGUUGAUGCAGGAGGGCAAUAUAUAAACCGCGGCAAUCACCCAUACAUGUGGCAUAGGGAUUCAGCCAUAAAGGAAAGGUAUAUUGGUCAACCCCCGCCUAUAGGGCUCACUUCCUUGUACAGGGCGUCAUCAUCCGUUGAGGGCUUCCCGGGGAAUAAUACUACCUCAUCAGUAGGUCAUGGAAAUCGGGGUUCAACGUCUGAUCUAUAUCAGUUUGCUGAUUCUAUAGCAGAGAGUGAAUUGUAUCCGAGCAGCGGUGCUCGGAGUGUUACUGCUGGUUCUAGUGCUGUGCCACCUCAUCUUUCGUCAUAUUUAUACCAAGCUUAGCCUCUCACGAUUGUUUGUUGUCUUAAGAUGAUCUCCCAUUAGAAGCCUAGAAUACAUGUGUUGAUAUGUUGCUACUUAUAUAACCCUGAAUUCUUAAAACUUCUAUAGUUUUUCUUGCUGAAUUCUUUCUAGGUAUUAUAACCCUGGCAUCCUGGAAGAAAAGAUAUGUAUCUCAGCUUUUCUAGAA